Molecule: messenger RNA, 2499 nt
Organism: Tuber aestivum (summer truffle)
Lineage: Eukaryota; Fungi; Ascomycota; Pezizomycetes; Pezizales; Tuberaceae
Source: the annotation of a GenBank genome assembly
AUGGCGGGCUCCUCCCGCGUACCCGUCUCCCUACGGAGCUUCGCUUCCUCAAAGAAAGUCGCGGUGAAGAGCUCAUCGUUUCUCGUGCUCAACCUUGAUCUGUAAGGUCUCCGCUUGCCCCACGUCUGCGCGCCGUCGGAAAUUGGGGAGAGGGCGAGAGGGUGUUGAUAAAUGAUAAUAAUAAUGCGAGCUUAGCUGACCGAUUGCCAUUAAAACGGGGAAUAAUAAAUAAAUAAAGAUUCCGAAAUAUCGUGUUUGCUUUCUUCAUCCUGCGGCACUUUCGCCGCGCCGUGCGCAAGUUACGUGGUCGCGGCGUGUUCGGAACCUUGGUAGACUUCUAUUCAGCCGUGCGGCGGUACUCGUAUGGUGUUUUCCUCAACUUCCCCGGCAUUAGGUCAAAGGUGCAAUCGCAGGUCGAUGAGGCAUUGAAGAAGUUGGAGGAUAGGCUCGUUCCCAAAGGGCCUGGUGUUACCCGGUAUCUUGCAUUGCCAAAAGAGGGCAUGACCGAGCUGCAGGUGAAGGAGGAAUUGAAAAAGUAUGAUAUAGCGGACUCUUUGUUGUUUUCCACCCGGCGAUUUGGGGGUAUCCAAGCUGAUGGUGAGUGAUCUUUGACGCAAGACUGAGCGAAAUGGAACAUGUAUCGUGGGAAGAAGGAAAGGUCUCCGGUGCCGUUUAUCAUGGCGGAGAUGAUCUCUUGAAUCUCCAAAGUGAGGCAUCUCGUAUAUUUUCUAUCAGCAACCCAAUGCACCCGGAUAUCUUUCCCGGUGUGAGAAAAAUGGAGGCUGAGAUAGUAGCAAUGGUAAGGGCGAUUGGCUUGCCACGGAGAUUGUAUCGGAAAUGGUAUUGAUGCGACAAGUAGGUCUUGGCAAUGUUCAAUGCGCCUUCCGGUGCCGGUGGCAUCACGACAAGUGGGGGCACCGAGAGUAUAUUGAUGGCUUGCUUGUCCGCUAGAACAAAAGCGUACGUUGAGCGCGGCGUUUCUGAACCUGAGAUGUGAGUAUCGAUAUGUCUCUACCCAUAAUCAACAAUAGAUUACUGAUGGUUAGUGCAGCAUUGUCCCGAGCACAGCUCAUGCUGGAUUUGACAAAGCGGGCCAUUACUUUGGCUUGGCCGUGCACCGUGUUGCCGUGGAUCCCGUAACCCUUAAAGUUGACCUCAAGGCAGUUAGCCGUUUGGUAAAUUACAAUACAGUUUUGGUAAGUUGUGAAUGAUUACCGGAACCUACUAUUUGCUAAUCGGCUGUGAUCCAGAUUGCUGGGUCAGCGCCCAAUUUCCCACAUGGAAUCAUUGAUGAUAUCGUGGGUUUAAACAAAAUUGCUCUGAGGAGACGGAUCCCAUUGCACGUUGACGCCUGUCUUGGGUCUUUCCUGAUACCGUUCCUUGAGAAGGCGGGGUAUCCAACCGAACCCUUCGAUUUCCGUGUCAAGGGCGUAACCUCAGUAUCAUGUGACACUCACAAAUGUUUGUCCCACCAGAAACAUAUCUCUUUUGAUCACUGACAAUGUCUCGUGAUAGAUGGGUUUGCUCCCAAGGGAAGUUCCGUUGUGCUCUUCCGUACAAAAAAGCUUCGAUCUUAUGGCUAUUUCGUUUCUGCUGCCUGGCCUGGUGGGAUUUACGCUUCGCCAUCUCUCGCUGGCUCCCGCGCUGGCUCGCUUAUCGCCGGAACUUGGGCUUCUUUGAUGAGCCAGGGUGAGAACGGAUACACUAAUUCUUGCCGGGACAUCGUUGGUGCUGCGAAGGAAAUUGAAUCUGGUAUCCGCGAGCGUCUCCACCCGGACUUGUACAUUCUUGGGGAGCCAAUGGUCAGUGUGGUAGCGUUCUCCAGCAAGACCCUUAAUAUGUACGAGGUUGCGGAUGAGCUGAGCUCGUUGGGGUGGCACUUGAAUGCUCUACAAGAUCCUCCGGCGCUUCACAUUGCUUGCACCCGCCCCACCGUGUCUGCUGUGGAGAAGUUCUUGAAGGAUUUGGAAAAAGCCGUGCAAAGUGUGAAAUUGAGGGGCGAGGGCGAGCCUGGAUCAAAGGCCGCCAUUGGUGAGACUACCGCACUAUACGGAGUUGCUGGAAGUCUACCGAACAAGAGUGUUAUCAACGCGAUGGCGACUGGGUUCAUCGAUACUCUGUAUAAGGCUUAAGCUGGGAGUUUCUGGUGUUGGGUACUGUUGGUAUUCUGGAAUGGAAUAAAUGGGGGUCGCCUUGGUAUAGAUGGGGAAAUGGCGGUUUCGGGGGGGUUUUUUUUUGUAAUGUACACAUACUUGGGCAUCCCUUCAUUCUUUCAUUCUUUCUUUGCUUCGUUUCAGCUUAUUUUCUCCUCCUAUCACAGGAGCCUUCCGCGUUGGUUCAUACGUCUUAUCUGUUGUGUUACUGGUUGGCAAUACUUCGUUUUCGCGUUUGCAGAAGGGGGGAUAACCUCGUUGGGGAUAGGAAUGGGUAUUACCUGAGAGGGGAGGAUAGGCAUAUUUAGUCACAAGAACACAAUCAAGACUGGUCUGAUAUCACUUU